Messenger RNA from Chironomus riparius, 1121 nucleotides. NCBI's taxonomy places the organism in Eukaryota, Metazoa, Arthropoda, Insecta, Diptera, Chironomidae. The record is from the annotation of a GenBank genome assembly.
GUGGUGAAUUUUUUCUGUUGUCAAUAUUUGUGUAUUAAUUUCAUUAAUUUACGUAUUAUUUACGCUUAGGAUUAGUAUAUAAGGCUGUUGACCAACGAAACAAGUAAAUAUGUCAUUGGAUAAAGUAAGGAUAAUCGUUGUGGGUGAUCCAUUUUGUGGGAAAUCAUCAUUUGUGAAUAUAGUAGCAAAUCAUGAAAUAUUAAGUAAUAAUCAAACGACAAUUGGUUGCCAAAUUGAAGUAAAAUUACAUGAAUAUAAGGAGGAUACGAGUCAGCAGAAGCAGUUUUUUAUUGAAUUCUUUGACGUUGGUGGUUCUAUGUCAACUAAAAAUGCAAGAAGUGUUUUUUAUCAACAGACAAAUGGGAUUAUUUUGGUCCAUGAUUUAACAAAUAGGAAAUCUCAAGAAAACUUAAAGAAUUGGCUAAUAGAGAUAAUUAAUAAGGAUGGAAAGGACGUAUUAAAAGGCAAUAAUGCAUCACUUGAGGAUCUUGAUACAGAGCAAUUUUUAGGCAUUUGUCAGAACUUAAAUUUACAGAUUCCGAUCUUAGUUGUUGGUACUAAAAAUGACUUGAUAGAUGAGAAGCAUCGGAAGCAGAGCAAGAAUCUAGGAUUUGCUCAAGAAAUUGGUGCUGAUGAAAUUUAUAUUAAUUGUCGUGAGCUUCGCAGUAUUCAAGCCGGCUCAACAAAUGCCGUCAAACUUCAGAAAUUCUUCGAUAAAGUCAUUGAGAGGAAAUACUUCUCGCGUGAUAAUUCAACAUUUUAUGAUAAGCAAAGAAAAAUCGUUGGUCUUCAAUCGCCAGCCGAACCGUCAUAUCGAUAUUAUUCACCAUUUACAUCACCGACUGUAGCCUUUGGAAUCUUCAAAAGAUUCGUUUUUUCUUCAAAUCCACCACAAAACGUGACGUGCUUAAACAAGAAUAACAAAAUUUAGACGUUAUCAAAUAUCAAAGGAAGAAAAUUUACUAAAGGCGUCAAAAGAAACACAAUCAUUUACCAUAGAAUCAAUUUGCUUUGUUAUAAAUCCGAAAAUGUCAAUUUUGGUGUGACGUCGUUGAGAAGACGUAAGCAAAUAAGACAUUAUUAAAUUAUAUUUGAGAUCUUACGGUUGUUUAUUAUAGUAA